AUGAUGGGUUUUGCGCGAUCUAAUCUGAACAUGGAUGUGAAGCAGCGAUUGUUGAGGUUUCUUUUCUAUUCCAUGUCUCUGUUUCUGCGACUACUGCAACUCCUCCAAAUGUUUUGCCUCAAAUUCAACUGUUUUCCUUGGUAUCGGAAAGGGAAAAACAACACUAUCAUCACUCUCCCUCAAGCCUUUUCACUUUCCUCUCCCACUCCUCAAUGGCCUCAAGUCACAGGACAAGGUUUUGCUUCUGGAAUUGUAAACCUCGGUGAAAUAGAAGUACGCAAGGUCACUGGGUUUGAGUUUGUUUGGAAUAGCAACAUUGGAAAGCCUGUUGCAUUCUAUAAACCUGUUGGAAUACCAGAUGGGUUCCAUAUACUUGGUCACUAUUGUCAGCCCAGCGACAAGCCGUUAUGGGGUUUUGUGCUUGUUGUUAGGGAAGUGGAAAGUGGCUCAUCUGAAAGAAGAAACCGUGAUAAAUUACCAGCUUUGAAGAAUCCUCUUGAUUAUAAGUUGGUAUGGUGUUCCAAUGCAGGAAGAAAGGAAUUGCCGAUUGGUUCUGCAUACUUUUGGGCGCCCGAGCCUUCUGAAGGCUACUGUGCACUAGGCUAUUUGGUUACUAACCGGCCCGACAAGCCCAGUUUGGAUGAAAUGAUCUGUGUUCGUGCUGACCUGACUGAUAAAUGUCAACCUUACCGUCUGAUGCUUGAUGCUGCUUCUGUAUAUCCUCAGUUUCCAUUUCAGGUGUGGAGUUUGAGACCUUGUGACCGUGGCAUGCCGGGGAAAGGAGUUUCUGUAGGGACUUUUUUCUGCACUAGUUGUUGGAACAAGGGAGAAGAGCUACCUGUUGUGUGCUUAAAGAACUUGAAUCCUCUGCUACCAGCAAUGCCACGACUCCACCAAAUACACGCACUUAUAGAGCACUAUGGUCCUACUAUUUUUUUUCAUCCUGAGGAAGUUUACUUGCCUUCUUCUGUUGAUUGGUUUUUCAAUAAGGGAGCCUUGUUGUACAGGAAGGGCGCAUAUACAGGAGAGGCUAUUGAUGCAGCUGGCUCAAAUUUGCCAGGUGGGGAAACAAAUGACGGGGAGUAUUGGAUAGAUUUGCCAAGUGAUGAUAGAAAGGAUUUUGUCAAACAUGGGGACUUGAAUAGUGCUAAGCUUUAUGUUCAUGUGAAGCCUGCUCUAGGUGGAACUUUUACUGAUAUUGCUAUGUGGGUGUUUUUCCCUUUCAAUGGACCCUCCACUCUGAAAAUUGGAGUUACAAGUAGGGUUUUUAGCAAGGUUGGAGAGCAUGUUUGUGACUGGGAGCAUUUUACCCUUCGUGUAUGCAACUUCUCUGGAGAGUUGUGGGGUAUAUAUUUCUCACAGCACAGUGGUGGUAAAUGGGUGGAUGCCUAUGAAUUGGAGUAUAUUAAUGGCAAUAAAGCUAUUGUCUACUCAUCAAAGAGUGGACAUGCAAGUUACCCCCAUCCUGGAACAUAUAUCCAAGGGUCUUCAAAACUUGGUAUUGGCAUUAGGAAUGAUGCUGCUCGUAGUAAUUUGUAUGUGGAUUCCAGUGUUCAAUACGAAAUUGUUGCAGCUGAGUAUCUAGGAGAUGCUGUCACAGAGCCUCAGUGGUUGCAGUUUAUGAGAGAGUGGGGUCCUAAAAUAGUUUAUGAUUCAAAAUCUGAGUUGGAUAAGAUAAUAAACACUCUACCUCGGGGGCUUCGAAAUCCAUUUGGUUGCUUCAUUAAAAAGCUUCCAGUGGAGCUGUAUGGUGAGGAAGGUCCUACAGGGCCAAAAGAGAAAAAUAACUGGAUAGGAGAUGAAAGAUGGUGA
Messenger RNA from Sphenostylis stenocarpa, 1812 nucleotides. The record is from the annotation of a GenBank genome assembly. Lineage: Eukaryota; Viridiplantae; Streptophyta; Magnoliopsida; Fabales; Fabaceae.